Messenger RNA from Hypoxylon trugodes, 906 nucleotides. RefSeq names its product ACN9-domain-containing protein. Gene Ontology annotation, biological process: succinate metabolic process; mitochondrial respiratory chain complex II assembly. Gene Ontology annotation, cellular component: mitochondrion; mitochondrial intermembrane space. The coding region runs from base 394 to 780 and encodes 128 amino acids. Lineage: Eukaryota; Fungi; Ascomycota; Sordariomycetes; Xylariales; Hypoxylaceae. The record is from RefSeq and is a predicted model, not a curated record. The transcript has 3 exons.
GGCGGCGCAUGGGUGCGCGAUAUCUCGAUCCUGAUAUAGAAUAAUAGCACUGCAUUUUCCUUUUCCUGAAUGGAUGAAUGAACCUAUAUGCGCGUCUACGUAGUGUAGUAUAAUUGAGCUUACCUCGUAGAACUAAAAAUUUUACAAGAUGAUAUUAAGGAAAGAGUGUCAAUAUAUCUUAUAUCUAUCAGCAUUACUAUUCUUCUCAAACAUAACCCUAUUUUUUCCCUACGUCCUGCAUCGACAACUUCUUCAUUUCUAUGGUUUAAUGGGUGUACGGUGCGUUAUAUCGUAUGUAAAACUACCGGACACUGUGCGGCCCAAAAUCCGGUAAUUCGUUCAUAGUCAAUUACGACAAUUCGAUAUCACUAUUCCACGAAACCACAUUUCACCAUGAAACCCUCAUGGAGGUUAUUAGCCACAGCAACAGCUGGAAAUGGCCUAAAACCAGCGCCUAUGGCGUUAUUGCCGCCGUUACCUCUAUAUCGACGUCUAUUCCGAGCGCAUCGAAAACAUUUACCGCAUGAUAUGCGCCUGCUUGGUGACGAGUACAUAAAGGCUGAGUUCCGGGCUCAUAGGAAUGUGGACAAUCCUGCGCAUUUGAUUGGAUUCUUAACGGAGUGGCAACUCUACGCUCAGAAGAUCGAAGGUGAUAACUGGGUUGGCGAUAAGUUGGAUCCGGAGAAGGUCGCGAAGAUGAGUGACCAGCAGGUGGGACAGCUUUAUGAACUUAUGAAAGCGAUACAGAAGAGGCAUGAGGAAGAGGGCAAUGAGGAAUGAUAUUCAAGGCAUAGCACCCGUCUGUUGAACCCUUAUUGGGGCAUAAAAGGGGAUCUAUGCUUCAUCAUAUCGGGCAGUAAUAUGUAAAUAGAUCAUCGCAUUAUAUAUCAAAUAUUUUCGUCUUAA